Molecule: messenger RNA, 1516 nt
Organism: Danaus plexippus (monarch butterfly)
Lineage: Eukaryota; Metazoa; Arthropoda; Insecta; Lepidoptera; Nymphalidae
Exons: 2
Coding region: 209-1183 (324 amino acids)
Source: RefSeq, a predicted model, not a curated record
UCCAAAAUUGUAUGGGUUGCCUAAAAUCCAUAAACAAGAUGUUCCAUUACGCCCAAUAGUAAGCCAGAUUGACUCACCAACUUAUAAACUGGCUAAAUUUCUUUCAAAGAUAUUAUCACCACUCCGGGGCCACACAAAGUCAUUUGUUAAGGAUUCCUACCAAUUUGUCAAAGAUUUAAAACACCUAAAAUUAAGCGACAAUGACAGUAUGGUCAGUUUCGAUGUACAGUCAUUAUUCACUAGUAUACCUGUUCUUGACUGCAUUGAGAUUGUAAGAGGUAAGUUAAAGGAUAACAAUAUGCCUAUAGAAUAUGCAGAACUAUUAAAGCAUUGCCUAACAUCUGGCUACCUCAUGUGGAAGGAUGAAUUCUACAUACAAGUAGAUGGAGUUGCAAUGGGUUCGCCGGUUUCCCCCGUUGUCGCUGACAUAUUCAUGGAAGACUUCGAGGUGCGAGCCCUUUGCUCUCCUCCUAUAAGACCUUUAAUAUAUAAACGGUAUGUAGAUGACACCUUCACAAUAUUAAAUAAAAAUAAAACAUCUGCUUUUCUGAACCAUCUUAAUUCUAUCAAUAAUAAGAUUCAGUUUACUAUAGAAUUGGAGGCAAAUAAUUCUUUAGCUUUCCUUGAUAUACUUGUCAUUAGGAAUCCUGACAAUACUUUGGGACAUACUGUUUAUAGGAAACCCACACACACGGACAGGUACCUCAACGGUAACUCGCACCACCACCCUAUACAGUUAGCUACCGUUGGCAAAUCUUUGUUACAGAGAGCCCAAUACCUUUGUGAUGCUGACCACCUAGAGGCCGAGCUGCAGCAUGUAAAACAUGCUCUCACCAUCAACAACCUGCCCGUGCCUCGCCAGCAUCGCAAGAACCACCUGAAGCCACCCACAGUUGAACGACAACCUGCGAUACUACCAUAUGUGAAGGGAGUUACUGACAGAAUAGGCAACAUCUUGAAGAAGCGGGUGUAUACAAACUCGACUGUGACUGUGGCUUGUCAUACAUUGGACAGACGAAGAGGAGCAUCGGUACAAGGGUUAAGGAACACAUCUCAGACAUCAAAAACAGGCGCGCGUCGAAGUCAGCAGUGUGUGAACACACAAUGGACAAACCAGGCCACUACAUUCGUUUUGAUAAACCUCAAAUCCUCGCUCGGGAAGACAAGUAUAUACCGAGAUUAAUUCGCGAGGCUAUUGAAAUUAAAAAACAUCCCAAUUUCAAUAGAGAAGAUGGCUGGAAUCUAUCAAACACCUGGGACCCCGUUCUUAAAAAUAUAAAAUCCCAUGUCCGAAACCACACCGCAGGACCUCAAGACACCGUGAGCGCAUUCUGCCGGCAUCCAGAGCGGUACGCCAGAAAAUUAAGAAAUCGAUGGCGGUAGAUGAUAAAUAACAAGGACCAACUGACAGACAUUCACACCUCGUCUGCCCGUGAUCACGGUUGCUGCAAAGUAACCGAAACGUCGGGAUUAUGUAGUUUUUAAAUAAUAAAAUCCGCGUAGUAAAUCCGAAAAA